Talaromyces atroroseus is the source of this 1623-nucleotide messenger RNA. RefSeq lists its product as hypothetical. The transcript is spliced from 2 exons. Gene Ontology annotation, cellular component: endoplasmic reticulum; nucleus. Gene Ontology annotation, molecular function: transcription corepressor activity. The record is from RefSeq and is a predicted model, not a curated record. Bases 1 to 1623 code for a protein of 540 amino acids. NCBI's taxonomy places the organism in Eukaryota, Fungi, Ascomycota, Eurotiomycetes, Eurotiales, Trichocomaceae. Gene Ontology annotation, biological process: regulation of transcription by RNA polymerase II; phospholipid biosynthetic process; endoplasmic reticulum unfolded protein response.
AUGGAAGGAGGUGGCCAGCGUAACCCUCAGUUUAGCUCGGGUGAAACCCCGACCGUGCCACGAUCGCUUCACCACGCUACCAUUCUGCAGUCUGAAUCACAGGCCCAAGCACAUGCGGGCACAAUCCGUGCCAAUAUCAGCGAGACAGUCGCCACGGAUCUGAUGCACCACCGGCCCUUCGCUCCGUCACCGCACUCGCCCCCCUCUACUGCUAACACUAUUCCUUACGAACCUACCCACGCAACAAUGGACGUGGAUAGCAACAGUGUUGACGAUCGGGCUCGACGAGCUACAAGUGUCUUGUCAAUGGAUGACAUUGAAGCUGCUCAGGCGCUCGAAGGUCUUCGUUCAGAUUUCGCAUAUACUCCUCCUCGUCAUACUCCUAUACCACGGUCACAUCUUCCGCAGGCCCAGCAUUCCAACUCUGAAUGCGAGCCGUCCCAAGCCGAGCCUUUAAUCUCUCUUCUUACUUCUUCCCACCCGUUGAUAUCAUCUGCCAUUAACAGUUCUGUGUCGGCUUAUACAUCGUCCAAGUCAUAUUCGUCACGGUUCAAGUACGGAGCAGAGUUCCUCGAGAGAAAUAUUGGAUCGCCUGUUGCCAAUACAGUAGGCACCGUCAGUCGCAAGACUGGUGUGGAAGGGGGUCUCCGAUGGGCACUUCAGCGCCGGGAUACCGGUGAAUCAGCCGAGAGGAGGAAACGCCAGAAGACGACUGCUAGCAGCGGGGGCCCAGACGAAGCUGUAGACCUUGAAAAGUCUUUGCCACCACCCGAUGAUAUGCAGCACAAUCGAUCGGUUUCCGAGAUGUCGUAUUCCGAAACUCUACCUCCGUACGAUGAUCACAAAUCCCCCAAUUACGAGGAUAUUCAGCAACAUGAGCAGCCAAGAAAUGGCUCAGAGCAGAACAAGACAUGGCAGAGCCGGCUGAUGAUCUCAACUUCUGGUCUCGGAGUUGCGAUGAGUGAUGAAUCUCUUCGUCGGUUGACGUAUUGCCUGAAAUGGCUCAAGUGGGCAAACAGCCGCCUCAACCAUGCGGUACUGGCUUUGAAGAGUAUGCUCGAGAAAUGGGAAGAAGAUAAGAAUGAGAAAUCUACAGACGAGAAUUCUUCCCGGAAUCGCGCCCUCCUAUCACAGCACAUUCAAGCUGUCAAGGAAGAUGUAUUGCGAACUCUCAAGCAAGUUGUGGAUGUUGUGUCUAAAUACACUGGCGGAGCACUGCCAGAUAAUGCCCGAAACUUAGUCCGCCGUCAUUUAGUUUCGCUACCCCAGCGAUUUAGGAUCGCGUCGACAUCCAACCCGUCACCUGAAUCUGCUGCUUCAAGCUCCGAAGAAGCGACUAGCGCACAUCGCGUUCUUGUGCUCGCUCAGGAAGGACUUGAGAUGAUGUCGCAGGUUCACCGUGUCGUGGACGAGACUUUGGUCAGCGCGCAAACAUGGUGUGAGCGUCUUGGGCGUAAGCUACCGGACUACAAGGAUGAUCACCGUCAGUCGCUGGAAGACCCCAAAUUCAUGGCAGCUGAUAGAUCGCAAAACACACCAAAUAGCCAGACAUCUGUAGCCGCUGAUGUCAAGCAACCUAUUCACAAUGUCGAUGUUGAAAUGGCAGACACUAAUACUCUUUGA